This is a messenger RNA of Cottoperca gobio, 666 nucleotides long. Its product is annotated as dual specificity protein phosphatase 13-like. NCBI's taxonomy places the organism in Eukaryota, Metazoa, Chordata, Actinopteri, Perciformes, Bovichtidae. Gene Ontology annotation, biological process: protein dephosphorylation; negative regulation of MAPK cascade. The coding region runs from base 1 to 453 and encodes 150 amino acids. Gene Ontology annotation, molecular function: protein tyrosine/serine/threonine phosphatase activity; MAP kinase phosphatase activity. Gene Ontology annotation, cellular component: cytoplasm. The transcript is spliced from 4 exons. The record is from RefSeq and is a predicted model, not a curated record.
AUGAGUGUAUGUACUCUUCAGGAUCCACCGUAUGAACCUCCUUCUGUCUCAGAGCUGCAGGAGUUCCUGCUGGCAAACAGACGACAUGGACAUGUCAAUCAAGUUUGGCCUAACCUCUACAUAGGCAACGUGGUGGCGGCUCGUGACAUGGGCGCUCUCCACAGUCUGGGGAUAACUCACAUUGUUAAUGCUGCUCACCGACCAGCCAACCACGGCGCCGGGCCCAGUUUCUACGUCAACACCGGCCCACGUUUCUACAGAGACAUGACAGUGGAUUAUUAUGGGGUGGAGGCUGAUGAUGCAAUAGAGUUCAUCCUGAGUCCUUUCUUUUACCUGACAGCACGAUACAUCAGAGCCGCACUGGUCAUGGGAGACAAGACGGGUGUUUGUCCACUGACUGAUGGGCAUGAGCCGCUCAGCCACUUUGGUGCUGGCUUUCCUGAUGAUUGCUGAAGGCCUGAGGCUGCAGGAGGCGGUGGCUGCCGUAAGGCCGCACAGAGGACAUCUGUCCCAACCAAGGCUUCCUGCUGCAGCUCCGCAGCCUCGACAAGGGCCUGGAGAGGGAGAGGAGGAGGCGACGACAGGCCCAAACACUGUAAAGACACACACAAAGCCAAAUACAUCUACAUUAUGCACACACAUACUGUAUGUAUUGCUACAGAGGUC